GUACCGCAGCUUUCUAUCGUACAAGCUGGCCAUGUAAAAUAGUCUUUUUUACCGUGGACAUCAUCGUCCAUGUUAAGAGUCAGCGUUGACGUUAAGAGGAGAUUCAGGUUUUCGCUACGAGUUUACCUUCCUUUCCUAGGUUAAGUUAGGCACUUUAUUUCAUUCGUAGACACACAAUUACUUCGCUACAUAUAAUCUUUUAUAAGUGACAAUUAUAAAACGAUUGAUUAGCUUGUCCGAAACUUCCGACCACGAAACUGCUGUCAGUUAUACGACAAGAUGUUCUCGAAGAAAGUUUGUCACUGGAACGCUGUGAAUGUUAUGCGAAACGGGCUUCUGCAACGCGGUCUUAUAGUCGAUAAACUGGAUUUAGGAUGGGUUGUUGAUUUUGAUAUCUUUGGGCAAAAACCGGAGGUUAUUCCAUACAGCAGUUACAAUAUAUUUCUGGACAAAAUGAGGACUCCAGCGUCUCAAGACAAUACAGACUGUACGGUAUUGUGCGGCAGCCACGACAUAUAUCAGCAUCCACAAGUAUUGCUCAAGUUAGCAACCAACCAGCCUUGGACGUGGUAUGAAUGCAACGUGUCGUCGGGCUCAUCUAAUCGAAAUUAUUUUGCCCUCGUCGAAGUGAUCUACGGAAACGAGCGCAUUGUUACUGUCGUUCGAGCGAAUCGUCUCCGCGGUCAUCCACACAUCGGGCGUUUAUUACGGAAGAACGAUAUUCUUAAAGAGGAACUUCCUGUGCCCCCGGACUCUGUCGCCCUUAGUUCAACCGCAGUGAAGUUUUGGAAAGUGAAUUUCCCUCGCACCCAUCCUGUCCAAAUAUUAGACAACCAAAUCACAUUUCUUCAGCCACGCUUUGAUAAAGGACUUGACCAAAACAAAGUGGCAGAGAUACUGAAAAGAGGUGAAAUAGAAAGCCGAAUAACCAGACAGGAAGACGAAAUAGAUAGAUCGGAUUUUGCGCUUUUUGACAUGGAUGAAUUUAAUUCAAUAUACGAUCCUCACAGUCCAACAGAGAGUUUACUGCAGCAAAUGCAGUCAUAUAUACGGAAAAAAUCUGAACUUCCAUGUACCGAAAGUUAUCCUUCCCUUAACGACCUUUCCCUCGAUGUUCUUGUGGACAUAAUUUCGGUUCUGGAUGGAGGUCAUCAAGCAGUUGUACGAUCCGUUUGUACUGCCUGGAAUUCGGUUGUGCUGUCCACUAAGUGUACUAAGACGGUAAUAAUUCAAUAUUCACGCUGGGUUGAUAAUAACAAGCAGAAUCCGUAUGAGUUGAUGUCGUUACUCUGCCAUUGUAUUACCAGCGCAACGCAAUAUGUGAUAUUUGCCACUGAGGAUAUCUUUUUCCCGCUACCGCUUUUGGCUGAUCUCCGGACCUUCAAGGAGAUGCCCCUAACGUUUGUUUUCGCCAACACCACAGUGAGAAGCGGUAUGUUUUGUGAAGAAACUAUUGCUGACGGACACGUGGAUCUACUGAAUAAAAUUCGUACUUCAUUUUCACAAAUGAUGGAGCCACCGUUUGCCCGGCUUCUUUUGUACAAGGUCACACUGCAGCAAUUUUUCGUCCCGGCCUGCGCAGACUACGUGAGUUACAAAGAGAAAAAUAGUGGCUUGUUGGAUUUGGUCAUCGUGCGCUUGGCAGUGAACGUUCACGAAGAGAUCGCCUUUCUCGACGUGCUUAAACGAGCCGCACCAGCAUUUCCAGAUUUCAACAUUUUGCCACAUCGAGAAAUUUUCCAGGGUCUAACAGAAUGGAUUGCCGAGGCCAAUGGCAAUACCGUUCGAGAAAACGAGAUCCUGACCAUCCUGAAAAAGUGGCAAUCGGACGACGUUCGCUUCGGUCAACAUAUGCAAUGGAAAGAUAUGGAGGCAAAAAUAAACGCUGGCCUUACUAAUUUGCAUCCUAUUACGUUUUGGGCCCUGCUGGCAUUGUCAAGAACGCUGACGAAAAGGCAAGAACAAAUGCUUCGUCUUACUUAUCGCUACGAGGAAAACGUUGUUGAGAGCAAUAACUUGCAUGUUUACGGUAAUGCUGCCAACAACGGCAUGGACUUGGAUCCGAAUUCCGAUUAUUUGAUUUUUAAUCAAAAUCGCAAAAAGGAAGAUGACCUGGAUGAGAACAGCAAUGAUUUAAAUCUGGAUUACGAUAACAAUAACCUGAAUCAGAACCGCGAUGGCAUAGAGCUGGAUGAUGAUGACCUCGGUGAGGACCGCGAUGACCUAGAACUAGAUGAUGAUGACCUGGGUGAAGACCGCGAUGACCUAGAACUAGAUGAUGAUGACCUGGGUGAAGACCGCGAUGACUUAUUUCUGGAAUGUGACGACGAUGACCUGGGUGAAGAUCGCGAUGACUUAGGUCUGGAGUACCAUAACAAUGACCAGGACGAUGACAGCGAUGAUUUCGGUCUGGAUGAUGAUGCGCGACUCGACAACAUAUACUAGGACGUACAAGGACGAUGCUGGCUUGGGUUUGGACGAUGACCUGCGAAUAAACCCUGGUGACUACUUCGGUGUAAAAAUGAACUACGAAUGGGACGAGGGUCACGAGAUCAUUAACUGUGCCGACUUGGACUUUGUUUCUGAAUGCGGAAGCGGCUGCUUCUGAACCUACAACUGCCGACUGCAGCUCAAUUAUAUUAGCUCCACUUUGUACAAGAGGUUUACCGGGCGAUCAAAACGUUAUUCAACAAUUCAUAAAGAAAACUGCCGGUCUUCGAUCAACAUAUUUAAAAAAACGUUUCAGACUUUAGAUGAGACGGGUGAAGGGCGUGAAAACUCACGGACUGCAUUACCGGGCAUGGUCUCCAAAGUUGAACUAUUG
Molecule: messenger RNA, 2824 nt
Organism: Paramacrobiotus metropolitanus
Lineage: Eukaryota; Metazoa; Tardigrada; Eutardigrada; Parachela; Macrobiotidae
Exons: 3
Coding region: 280-2445 (721 amino acids)
Molecular function (GO): protein binding
Source: RefSeq, a predicted model, not a curated record